Molecule: messenger RNA, 682 nt
Organism: Spizellomyces punctatus DAOM BR117
Lineage: Eukaryota; Fungi; Chytridiomycota; Chytridiomycetes; Spizellomycetales; Spizellomycetaceae
Product: DNA-directed RNA polymerase I core subunit RPA12
Exons: 4
Coding region: 17-436 (139 amino acids)
Biological process (GO): DNA-templated transcription; termination of RNA polymerase I transcription
Cellular component (GO): RNA polymerase I complex
Molecular function (GO): zinc ion binding; DNA-directed RNA polymerase activity; nucleic acid binding
Source: RefSeq, a predicted model, not a curated record
AAAACUUUUUGCACUCAUGGCCCCCACAACAACACGAACGUCAAAGCAAAAGAAGCAAGCGCACUCGCUUAUCUUCUGUCCGGACUGUGGGUCUCUUUUAGAUCCUCCGUCCGGCGCUGAAGACAAUGUGGCAUGCGGCAUUUGCGGGGGAGUGGUGGUCUCAGAAGCAUUCGAAUCUGUGGAAGUUGUGACCAAAAGUAGACCUGGAGCUUUCCCAGACCGUCCUCAAAUUGAAACGACCGAGGAUACAGAGACAACCGAAGGAGGACGAACAAGUCAACAUCUCAGGGAUGGUGCAACGAUCAAAGAAAAGUGUCCAAAGUGCGACGCCCCGGAAAUGGUCUUCCACACUGCUCAGUUGCGAUCUGCUGAUGAAGGUCAAACCGUAUUUUACAGUUGUGUCAAGUGCGGAUACAAAUACAGCAUCAACUCAUAGUCAAGAUUCUACCAUAAUUACUCACCGAACCGAUGUUCCGUACCUUACGAUGCGAGAGGACGACAGCCCUGCGAUCAGCAAGCAGGAGCCGAAAUCGCUAAAACUCAUCCCCCACCCACCCACGUACCGAUUUAUUCGGUCUGUAUCAUAGGCAACAACAUAUGCAUUUCUCUAUACUCUGCAAAUAUAAAAUUCUAUUUAGAGAAGUCGAGGAUGAGGGUCAGCCAUGAAUUUUAAGCCAUUAUC